Cetraspora pellucida is the source of this 1364-nucleotide messenger RNA. NCBI's taxonomy places the organism in Eukaryota, Fungi, Glomeromycota, Glomeromycetes, Diversisporales, Gigasporaceae. The record is from the annotation of a GenBank genome assembly.
GCUCAAAAAAAAAAGAUUCAAUUCAGAAUGAUGAAAUAGAAGUUGAAACUGUUUUGAAUACUUUAAAUUCACCUAAUUCGGAUUUGUCUAAUUCAGAUUUACCUACAUUUACCUCAGAUUUGUCUACUUCGGAUUUAUCUAUUUCAUCCUUACCUAUUUCAGUUUUUUCUAUUAGAGAUAAAACAUCUAUUAAUCGUCAAUUGCUUAGAGCAAUUAUUUUAUCUAAUAUACCAUUAUCAUUCGUAGAAGACCUUGAAGUAAUUAAGUUGUUCAAUAUGUUAAAACCCAGAUAUCAGCUUCCAUCUCGCAAAUGGAUUAGUACUAAUAUUUUAGAUAAUGUAUAUAAGAAUGUGCAACAUGGUGUUCAACAAUUUAUAUCUGAUUCAAAAUUUUUGACACUUUCUGGUGAUGGGUGGACUAAUAUAUCAAAAAAUAGUAUGCUCAAUUUUAUCGUAACAAAUGAAAAACAUGAAAGUCAAAUUUUGAAAAUAGAAAAUUGUUCUAAUCAAUGUCAUACUGGAGAUUAUAUAUUUGCAAUAUAUAAAGAAAUCGAAAUAAGCCUUGGAGAUAAAUGGAUUGCAUUUAUUUCAGAUAGUGGAUCUGAUUUCAAAAAAGCACAAUGUCUUAUAUGUGAGACAAAACUAGAAUUAUUUUAUGAGUUAUUAAAACCAUAUGAUUAUAUCAUAAAAAUUCUAGAAACUGAAAAUGCUACAUUAGGUCAAAUCGCUGCAUCAUGGGCAUGGCUUCGUGAAACUAUUAACAAAAGCUUACUUAUUAAUGACAAUGAUUUUCAAGAUUUUUUAAUUAUGGAAAUUGAUAAUCGUUGGGAAAAAAUAUUUAAUCCUAUUUACUUAAUUACAUGGUUUCUACACCCAUAUCAUCAUGGAGAAGGAUUAAAUCCAACUUGGCACUUAUAUAUUCAGGAAACUGCAUAUGAGUUAUUUUGUCCAUUUUCUGCAUUGUCAGUCAAAAAUCCAAGCUUUACAAGAUUACCAUUACGAUAUUGGCGUACUAUGCAUUAUGUAGCUCCAAAUUUGAGUAAAUUUGCAUGUCGCCUUUUAUCAAUCCCACCUAAUUCUGCAACCUCUGAAUGGGUUUGGUCCUUAUUAGAUAAUAUAUAUACAGAACGUCGUAAUUGGUUGUCUCCACCCCAGACUGCAAAAAUGGCACAGAUCUCUUGUAUUUCAGAUGAUGAUAAUGAUCAUAGUGUAAAUGAAUUUAUGGUUAAUUUAAACCAAAUAUCCGAAACUUUAAUAGAUGAUAUUCAUGUAUUUGAUACAAAUUGUGAAGAAACGAUUCCAAAACUUGUUGAUGUUUUUGAUUCAAAAAUUGUUAAAAAAUCCUUGAAUCAAUUGUAUAUAUAA